Messenger RNA from Drosophila obscura, 1208 nucleotides. RefSeq lists its product as uncharacterized. Lineage: Eukaryota; Metazoa; Arthropoda; Insecta; Diptera; Drosophilidae. The coding region runs from base 77 to 967 and encodes 296 amino acids. The transcript is spliced from 2 exons. The record is from RefSeq and is a predicted model, not a curated record.
UAUUUAUUCCUUUAGCUGGAGUCAAACAGCAUACAUAUUACUAGUAGACAUAGCACAAACAGAACUUCUAAUAAAAAUGGAAAUUUUCGGUCAGAAAGUUGCAAAAGUUGGAAGAAAAAUGAAACGUAACUCGAAACACCCGCACACACAGCAACACGUGCACGAGCGCGAUCACGAUCACGAGCACACAUAUAGCAGCAGCAACACUAGCAACACGAUGGCGGCACUAGAGGAUGACUCCCAGACCCUGCUGCGCCAGGAGGGCGUCGAGGCUGACGUCGAGAACGCUCGCAAGGCUGUGGAGCGUAAGCUGAUAUACCUGUCGGAGGCCAACCACAUGGCAGCACCUUCGCGGGCGGUUCGUCGCCAGGCCCUGGAGGCCCACAGUGGCAGCGUCCUUGGCAAAGGACGCGGCGACGGCAAGCACACCAAGAAGCCUCGCUCGCAGGAGGCUGCAGCCGGCGAAAAGUACCGUAGCCACGGCGGUCACAACGCACUUGAUUCGCCGCGCCGCAACGGGCUGUCGCUGAGCGAUGACCCGGAGGAGAACGAUAUGGAGUCACUGUCGCGCCGAUUGCAGGAUGUGGUGCUGGAGGCCGAAGAGCAAGAGCGCCGCCUGAGCGGCGUCUAUGGGCGCCAACAGAUGAGCACCAAGCCCAUUGUCGCCUUCACGUGUGGCGUGUGCGGGGCCAAGUUCCAGAUCAAGUCGCUGCUCGGCGCCCAUCGUCGCACCCACGACGAGGACUUUUCCGUGCGCUUCCGCACCCACCGCCCACCUACCAGCACCACGACCCUCACCAGUGGACACCUGUGCAAGUACUGUGACCGCAAGUUUGAUCUGGAGCGCACACUCCACAUCCAUCAGCUGUGCCACUGCAAGAAGAUACCGCCCCAGCUGCGCCGCAAGCUGCCCUACACCGAGCUGUUGCACGAGAAGAAGGCGCCGCUGCACGAACAGCGUUGGUAGAUCGUCCAAUUUAGGGUGUGCCAUGCGUCGGCUUGCUCUUUCUUGGCCAGCCAACAUUCCUUUAGUUCUUCCUGUUUUUAAAUUCAGCCACACAGCCGUACGCAUAAACCCAGAAGCAAAUCUCACUUUGAAUAUUUCAUGAGUGAAGUUUCCAUUUCAUUGUUUCCAUAAAAUUUCCCCUCUCUCUCUCACUCUCUUUGCAAACAGAAGAGAGAGAGAGAGAGCGCAUCUUGAAAUUGUU